AUGUCCCAGUCCACAGCCCAGCACCCUCCGCUGGUGCGCGCGUCGGCGGCGCUGUACUACGCGGCGGCGUCCUUCACCGUCAUGUUCGUCAACAAGGCACUAUUCACAAGUCUUGGGUUCCAGUACCCCAUUACUGUGGCGUUUCUACAGAUGUCAUUCAUGUCGCCAAUAUGUUAUCUUGUAGCCAAACCGAACCUUAGUUGGAAGAUCGCCGCUGGCAUUGGACCUCUGGCCGUCGUAAAUGUGCUUAACGUGGUUGCCGGUCUCAUAGGCACAGGUGGCCUCAAUGUGCCCAUGUUUAUUGUACUGCGCCGCUUCACUUUGUUAUUGACGUUAGGAUUUGAACGUUGGUUAUACAAGAAGAAGCACACCUCCACAACCCUUGUUACUGUUGGCAUAAUGAUUUCGGGAGCCUUGAUUGCUGCCACAACCGACCUCCACAUGAACACCAGGGGCUAUGUGGCAGUGUUUGUGAAUGACAUCUUCACAGCCCUCUACCUGGUGCUCAUCAAGAACAUGAAGGCAGCGAAGGAGCUCUCAACCACAGGCCUCCUGUUCUACAACAGUAGCCUAUGCUUGCCUCUGCUGGCUGUUGCUUUGGUGGCGUCUGGAGAACUGUCCACACUGGGAGCAUACCCUCGGUUGGGGGAUGCAGCCUUUAAGGUGUGUUGCAGCUGA
Ostreobium quekettii is the source of this 678-nucleotide messenger RNA. The record is from the annotation of a GenBank genome assembly. Lineage: Eukaryota; Viridiplantae; Chlorophyta; Ulvophyceae; Bryopsidales; Ostreobiaceae.